Messenger RNA from Cyprinodon tularosa, 4166 nucleotides. RefSeq names its product nuclear receptor coactivator 7 (gene ncoa7b). The coding region runs from base 259 to 2649 and encodes 796 amino acids. The record is from RefSeq and is a predicted model, not a curated record. NCBI's taxonomy places the organism in Eukaryota, Metazoa, Chordata, Actinopteri, Cyprinodontiformes, Cyprinodontidae. Gene Ontology annotation, cellular component: nucleus. Gene Ontology annotation, biological process: regulation of transcription by RNA polymerase II; response to oxidative stress. The transcript is spliced from 17 exons.
UGCAAGGAAAGAGAGGAGAAGGCUACUAGGCUUUCAUGUAGCACUUAGGAUGCUUGCUCCUAGUACUUCUUUUUAAGUCAAAUUUGCGUUUAAUGAAGUCAUUGGACUACGAGAUUGGAGCCCGCUGUUGACUCAAAUUGUAAAAAACAGGGAUGUCUCAGGGAAAAAGAAACGUGAGAGUCCAUCGUGAGAUCCUCAUCUAGCUUCAUGUGUGGAUGUGUUUAUUCUAACUACAUGCAGAAUUGAAGCCCUGGCCUGAUGGAAAAAAGAGACAGAAAGCAGGGCUAUUUCGAAAGGCUGAAAAGGCGAAAGCAGCUCAAGCCGGGUCAAUCAGAAAAAGGCCAGCAUGAGCAGAGGCCAGCAGUGAUCUCUUGUGAACCUGACCCCAACAAGAAGACUGAUCAACAGACAGAAGCAGCUAAACCUCCUACAGGUCUGGGUGAUGGCUGUAAAAGUAAUAAUCAGGCAAAAAAGGAGAAGAAGAAGCCCCCAGGGACAGUGGAGUUCAUUGUGGGAGCUCAUGACUCCCUCAACAGCAUCGCACUGAAAUUCAACAUCACCCCAAACAAGCUGGUCCAGCUGAACAAGCUCUUCGCCCGCAGCGUCUACCCCGGCCAGAAACUGUUCGUCCCUGAUGUAAGCCAAACGGAAACUGACCCAAAGUCUCCAACGCUCACUGAGGCCUCCUUCACUAACGGUGUUUCUGACAAACAUGAUUGCACUCCAAGCUGCCGGUCAGCAAAAUCCAUCCGUCGGGAGUUCUCACCAAAUUCUGAGGAUGAGAGUCCAGCAACGGUUAAGUUCAUCAAGAUGAGCUGCAAGUACUUCACGGACGGCAUGGGUGUGGUUGGAGGAGUGUUAAUUGUGACCCCAAACAACAUCAUGUUCGACCCCCACAAGUCUGACCCCUUGGUGAUCGAGAAUGGCUGUGAGGAGUACGGCCUCAUCUGCCCCAUGGAGGAGGUGGUAUCCGUGGCGCUGUAUGAUGAUGUGUCGCGCAUGAAGCUCAAAGACGCUUUGCCUUCAGACCUACCCCAGGAUCUCUGUCCUGUCUACAGGCCUGGUGAGUGGGAGCAGCUGCCAUCCGAACAGGAGCUGAACCCCUUCAGUCGGUAUGAAGCCCUGGCUCCAAAACAACCCAUAGUUUUUGAUGAUAUUGAAUCUACACUUUCAGAAACUGUGAGCACAGAGGGUGAGCAGACUGAAAAAUCUCCGUCAGAUGAAGGAUUUACGGAACUAGAGCCUACUGUCAACGGGAGCACUGAGGAGAUGGAGGGGAACUCCUCAACAACACUCUGCAGAGACAAUUAUGAACUUGUAGGACCAAGCUGUGGAAGUCGGAAAGAUUCCCGAUACUAUUCUGUCCUCGGUCGAGCUAAAGGGAGGCUGGAUGACGAAGAGGAUGAAGGUGUUGCUCAGAAUAGCUCCAUUGAGGAUGGAGAGUCGGUCCAAUCUGCUUUAGAGACAGAGAAACAGGGUAGUGUGCAGGAUAAACCCAUGACUCAGCAAGGAACUGGAACCAAAGAUGUAAACUCUCAAGGACUGGAAGAGCUGCUAAAUAGUGUAGAUGAUAAAACACUCAGGAGGCCGAGUCUUCAGGAGGCUUCAGAUGUUCAGGGAGGUCUGGAGAGGCAAAACCCAGACAGACCAGCAGAGGGCGAUGAAGUGAGUACAGAGGAGAGUCAAAAGAAAACCCAGGAAUCAGAGACCAGGUCCUGGCUGCUGAAGAGGAUGCAGAUUCCAAUCAAAGACAUGCUUUUAUCAUCAGAGGAGAAAAGCAAAAACCCACCCAUGUUCCUGUGUUUCAAAGUUGGGAAGCCAAUGAGAAAGUCCUUCGCCAUGACUUCCAGUCCCACCCCUUUACUCAAGGGCCGGGAGACACAGCCGGAGUACUGGUUUGCUGUUCCACAGGAGAGGGUGGACGAUCUGUACUCCUUUUUUGUCCAGUGGUCUCCUGACGUGUACGGGAAAGAAGCGCGAGAGCAGGGCUUUGUUGUGGUGGAGAAAGACGAGCUGGACAUGAUCGACAACUUCUUCAGCGACCCAGCGUCCUGCAGCUGGGAGAUCAUCACCAUUGACGAGGCCAAGCGUCGCCAGAGUUUUAGCAGCUGUGACAGGGACUCUUCCGUCGAUGCUCUGCCCAUGCUCAUCGAUAGCAGUGAUAUACUACAAGAUGCACACAUUGAAAAGCUUGCCUGUCGUCUGCCAGCCCGUGUGCAGGGCUACCUGUGGAGACUGGCCUACAGCACAGAGAAACACGGCACCAGUCUGAAGACUUUGUACAGGAACCUGGCGGAUGUGGACAGCCCUGUGCUGCUAGUUAUCAAAGACAUGGAUCAGCAAAUAUUUGGAGCUUUUUCAACUCAUCCCUUCAGAGUCAGCGAACAUUUCUAUGGCACUGGAGAGACGUUCCUUUAUAGUUUCUGCCCUGAAAUUAAGGUGUACCGAUGGUCGGGGGAGAACUCUUACUUUGUGAAAGGCAACACUGACUCUCUGCAGAUGGGAGGAGGAGGCGGCCAUCUGGGUCUUUGGCUGGAUGAGGAACUUUACAGAGGCACCACCACUAAAUGUGCUACCUUCAACAAUCAGCCACUUUCUGCCCAGCAGGACUUUAACAUCCACAAUCUGGAGGUGUGGACCUUUGAGUAGGCUCAUCUUCUCAAACUCCAAAUAUAUCCUCGCAUCUUAAGUCAUUGACAAAACACUCGCAAUGCUUCACUUGGAGGCGGGCCUAGUUACUCAUGAAUGAUUUGGAACGUACUGUGAUACAGAAGCAGAUGGAGAGGCUGUGUUCUGCAGGGUGCUUAGUGAUGACUCCACAUCUAUAAACAGGUGGAAGUGAGACAAAAUGCCCUCUGCUCAUCUGCUGCCUUUCAUAUACAACAGUGGCUCCAGCUUCCCCUGCGUGAACGGUGCCUCACCACCUCCAGCUUGGAGAGAGAUGAGUGGAAAGCUGCUUGUUGACCGCGUGGCUAAAACCUAAAAAGGCCAAAAUGCUCACAUUAAUGUUCACUUUAUUCUCAAUGACAGCAGAUGAAGCUGCACGAAUGAAUAGAGAGUCUCAGAAUGCUGUGGGGUUAUCCUUACAGACACAAUAACAGUGUUAAUAAUAUUUGUAUGUUUGACAAUGUGCAUAUUUAUGUACUGAAGGAAUUUGGAAUGUCAGCGUUUUUUUCCCCCUCUUUAUUCCUCUAGUUUAGCUAAGGACUUAAAAGGAAGUAAAAAAUGCCUUGGUUCAUUUUAAAAUCUUCAUCAAAUAACUCAAAUGUUUACAUCAGAAGCGCUUACCUCCCCUUUACUGAUGACUUCCUCUCUUGUGGUGAGUCAUAAAUGGCAUUAAUGAGACGCGGUUUGCUCCCAAAUAAACAUGAUCAAAAAACCUACCUGCUAGAGACUGAAACAAGUUUGCAAUGACCAAAUAUUUCCUGUUUUGUUGAUGACCUUGUAUUUUAUAAGAAUAUUUUUGCAUUUUAUUUUUAUAUUGUUUUUUUUAUGAGACAAAUGCUCCUUUUGCAGCUUGUUUUUUUUUCUUCUAUUUUUUACAGUAGUUAAUGACUGACCUUGAAUAAUUUUAUGUUUGAAUUUUUUUUUUCUUCUUUUUUUUUUUUUUUUUGGUCAUUGCUGAGCCAGUUUAACAUAAAGCCACUUUACACUACAGGAUGCUAAUGAUGCCGUUAUGGCCCCUAAUAAUGAGCAUUACUUUAAUAUUCCUAUUAAAUCGUUACUGAAUGUCUUUGAAUCUUAACCAGAGGGGCAAAGCUGCCUGUCCAUCCACGGCUAGCUCUCUGUGUUGGGUAAAUCUUUAUGAAGAAGGGAUCACAUGUUCUUGCACUCUUAAAAUGGCACUAACCGAACAAUCAAAUCUACUAACUUGCAAUUGAAACUUUUUUUUUGUAUCUGAAUGAAUGCUUGUAGGGCAUGAACAUGCAAUACAGCUAUAAUCCAUCACCACUACCUUUCAUACUCUCUUCACUGAUGCCAGUUAAAUGCUUCAUGUUUAGUUGAACAUUAUUAUUUUAAGCUGGCUUGUGUUGUAACUGUGAAUGCUCCCCAAGUAUUAUUUCUUGUGAAUCCAAAACUGCUGUGAUGUCACUAUGACGUUAUUUAUUGUGUUGUGAUUGCCACCGCAUUUAAAUCCAAAUAAAUGUUAAAACAUAUAAAAAAAA